AUGGUUGGAUUGUUCAACUCAACAUACAUGAAUGUAAAUCUGGCCAUCACUAUGACGUGCAUGGUCAACUCAACUGCCGUCGCAAUCGAAGACGAAGCAGUUGACCUUCGUGAUGUGGAGGGUAACAUGACAGGAUGGCGCAAUCAUGCCGCUGGCAUCACUGAUGCCUGCUCGUCCGCUGAAAGAACUCGAACUGUGCUCGAUUACGGAGUAAGCAAGUGUUAUUCAAACUAUAACUUUGAUUAUGAUGGAUUUUAA
Messenger RNA from Strongylus vulgaris, 258 nucleotides. Lineage: Eukaryota; Metazoa; Nematoda; Chromadorea; Rhabditida; Strongylidae. The record is from the annotation of a GenBank genome assembly.